UCCGGGCGCUCCGGGGCGCUGCCCCCACCCGCCGGCCGCGCCGAUCGAAAGCGAAAGCGGCUCCGGGCGGGGGCGGGUCCGGGCGCAGGAGGCCCCGGCCGGGUCGGUCGCUGCGCGCCGCGGAGCCGCCCGGCAGCACCAUGGAGCGCCGCGGGGAGGAGGUGGAGCUGGAGAAGAGCGUGCGGCGGCUGCGGGAGAAGUUCUACGGGCGGGUGAGCGUGGAGGAGGCCGCGCUGCUCAUGCGGCGCUACCACAACAACCAUGCCCUGGUCUGCAAAGUCCUCGUGCUGUGCCGGGAGCAGCUGGGGGACGCAGACCCCGAGGAGCGCCGGACUCUGGAGCACGACCCGGUGGUGAAGAAAGUGGUGGAGAAACUGAAGCAAGAAGAGGAGCAACAGAAACAGAAACCCAGCCUCGACUGUGAGAACGACAAGGACAUCGAGGCCAUCGCCCAGCAGCUGCGGGUGCUGCCCCUGACGGAGAGGAACCUGCGCAUGUUCGAGCACGCCAGCCGCAACCUCAUCCCCUCGGCCGAGCGCCAGUUCGCCUGCCAGCCCUGCGACAGCGCCUGGUGGCGCCGCGUGCCCGAGAGAAAGCAGGUGCGUCUGCCGGGGCUGCGGUGGGGGGCGGGCAGGGCCGUGGCCCAGGACCCUCACUCUCUCUGGUGCCCCCCACAGGUGUCCCGGUGCCGGCUGUGUGGGAAGCGCUAUGACCCGGUGCCCUACGACAAGAUGUGGGGCACGGCCGAGUUUCACUGCCCCGGCUGCAACCGCAGCUUCAGGGGCUCAGCACAGAUGGGCAUGGCCUCUCCCUGCUUCAUCUGCGGCACCCGCGUGCUGCCCAGCCGCAUCCUCUCGCCGCGCCAGGUCGCCGGGUCCCGGAGCCGUAACCCCCACUCCUGCUACGCUGAGGACUGCUACAACCGCCGAGAGCCCCAUGUGCCCGGCACCCACUGCGUCCACCCCCGCAGUCGCUCCGAGAACAGGCUGCCCAAGGUGCUGUUCGCCAGCCUGGAGCACCAGAGCACCGGCUCCACCGUGGCCACCUGCCUGAGCCAGGGCAGCCUGGCCCACUGCGACCUGGACGAGCUCCUCCUCGAUGACCUGGCGGAGGAGAGCGAGGGCUCCGGGGACUAGCGCCCCUGCUGGCCCUGGGGCCCCUGCCCCCAGGGCUCUGUUUGCACUUUAUCCUUCUCUCAGCUUUUCUCGCCUGGCCAGGCCGACCCCGCUCCUCGGAGCAGGUGGGGGUCCUCUCUGGGGCAGGGCUGGGGCCCAUCUCUGCCCAGCCCUGGUGGAAGCCGCAUGCCGGCCUGGUGCUGCUGGGGCCCUGCGGGUGCUGGGCCUGGCACUGGAUCUUUGCCUCCCCCUUAAUUAUUCCAUGUAACUCUUACAGAACCAGGGUCUGGAGGGCCCCGGGGUCCUCUCCCCGAUCUGGGGGUCUGUGGGGAUGGAGUCAGGGCCUGGAUUUCAGGCUGAAUUCCGGCUCUUCUGUUUCUCUCUCUUUGCUGGCUCAGGCCCUGGGCUUGCAGCAUUGACCAAAGCCGAGCGGCUGGACGGGGCAAGGCCGGCUGCUCCUGGGACCAAACCAGGGCGGGCGCAGAGGGCAAUUCUCCCCGUGGCCCUGCCAGAGCCGCUGCCCUCGCCCCUUUCUGCGGCAGGCUCGGCUGGGCCAGCCCGUCUGUCCUGUGUCUGUCUGCACCGGGGGCAAGUCCCGAGCUUUAACCCCGAAGUGCCCAUCCCCUCCUGCGGCCCUGGGCCUGGGGGUUGCUGGGAGAUGCCCAUCACCGUGGUUACAGUUUCUUAGCAGCCACCGUUUUUUAAAUUGAUUCAGAAUAAAGAAGGUUUGUCACA
Chelonia mydas (Green sea turtle) is the source of this 1850-nucleotide messenger RNA. RefSeq names its product shiftless antiviral inhibitor of ribosomal frameshifting (gene SHFL). The record is from RefSeq and is a predicted model, not a curated record. Gene Ontology annotation, molecular function: sequence-specific mRNA binding; ribosome binding. Bases 141 to 1136 code for a protein of 331 amino acids. The transcript is spliced from 8 exons. Gene Ontology annotation, biological process: innate immune response; viral translational frameshifting. NCBI's taxonomy places the organism in Eukaryota, Metazoa, Chordata, Testudines, Cheloniidae.